UCCGCGCAAUCGGUUCUGCUAACAGGAAUUCUGCAGUCAGUGCCAGUAAGGCGUAGUGCAUGACUCACUGGUUCUGUUUUUUUAGAUCUACGCGCGAGUUUUCGCUUUUAUAUUGUGCGCCGACGUGUGUUUGCACAAAGCAACCCAUACUGGCUGCGAUUAGUGACGGCGUCCGAAGCCGAGCCCACUGUCGCUUUUACCAGGGAUGUCCGUUUUUGAGGACUUGAUUUAUUUCCCAAUCCUCUUGCCUAAGUGAUGUCAUCCACCUCACAUCAAAGCAAGCCUUUUUGGAAUUAGUUGAGACGAAUCGGGAAAAGUGACCCUCUGGUUGCCUGGAGGCCUCGUUAUGGAGCUGAGGCCAUCUUGCGUGGGUGUCAGAAGUAACUCACUUUUCGGGAUGUCUUGUCUAUUCAUUUUUUUGCCCGAGACGUUUGGUGUUCGCUUUCAGUUUUUGUGUUCUCAAAAGUUACACCGGAAACAGCUUAUUCAUAUUUUUACGAUCAACGAAGGAGUCAUUGCGGUUUUACUUGUUAGACUUGCCGUCAAGUUCCAACCCCUCGAAGAUUGUAUGCCUCCACAAAGGCGCCUCCAUAUUCGACAGCCUUCAGCUACCUUGGGACGCAAGCCUUCGAAGUUUUGUAGCAUCUCUUUUCCGAUUUCGAUGAGGGACGUGCUAACUCUUUCCUCAAGCCGCGACAGAACACAGGACUCAGCGGCGUCCGCCUUGCUUUUGAUAUAAGUCCAGAGAAAAUAGUUCGCAGGUUUAGGUUCAGUGGAGCGCAGAGCCCAUUCUAGGGGCCGCCUUCGGCCGAUCCAUCGAUCAGGAAGUCCCUCACUAACUAGAAAAGUGAUGAGAGGCUCCGUCUUGUUGAAAGAAGACAUUGGCAAGGCCACUUCUCAUCUGAAUUUGUAGAAUGUCAAACUCGUGCAGCAUCUCCAGGUAAUUUUCCUCCUUUAGCGGCGGUUGUGUUACCGGGUGCAUUGCGGAAAAUCAUGGCCCAAUCAGCCCAAUGCUAGAAAUGGCACGCCAAACCACCAGCCUGGUUCAUGCUCUAGAGUUGCUGCUGUGCUGUACUUUCUCAAACUCCACACUUGUGUCGCUUUACCCGAUCAGACAUACUCGUCGCUGAAUCAAGAGCUGAGAGUCCUUUUAGUAACAGUGGAGGAGUGAUUCACACAUUUCACACGAGCACAAUCUUCCGUUUGAGAGGUUUAAGAAGCAUGAAGUCGGUACAGGUAGGGUCUUAUCACUCCGAAGUAUCAGCCGAAUCGAGCUUUCGUUGAUGCUGAGUCUCGGUACAGCCCUCUGGGUGAACUUUCCUUGGCGUUACGCGAACGUCUGUUCCAGAAGUCUGGUGUUUUCAUCAGUAGUAGCAGGCCUUUCACUGCGUGGUUAGUCAAGAGCAGAUCCUGCUUCGAGAAAUUUGCCAUGGAAAGGCGCAGAUUGCGCUACGUGUUUAGGCGGUGUAACGACCAUAAAGCUUUUCAACCGCACACUGGACUGCAGUCGAGGGUUAAAAAGCAUCUCGCCAGGCAGCUGCCAUAGACGAGGGAAUGAUAUGCUUACUAAGACUACAAAGCCUGCGUUGUUAAAUGCUAGUGGCUUAACGUCUCUCCGAAGAAUACCUAAAAAGAAAUAGAAAAGGGGGGGGGUGUAUAGCAACUUGGGACACCCCGUAUAUAUAAGGGAUGUUUUUUCGUAGUCGCUAACUGAGUGCACAUGGAUGCCCUCAGCACCCCUUAUUCUGAAAUGGUUUUAUUUCUAUGUGUAAUUCCCCACAUGAAGUGGCCGUGAUGAGUCGAAAUAACCCAUCGAGCAGCUCAUCAGUACAUAGUCGAUUCAGUUUGCAGACCAGUUUCUCACAAACAGCCGCUAGCGGACAGCAAACUGAACGCCUCCCCCCCCUUGUACAACUUGCCACUCGUCUACUGGGUCCGUGCGUCCCACACAUUUCAGCCAACAAACUAACCAUGGUCACAAAGAUGAGAUUUCUGCCUCGGUGUGGUUGGUAGGCUUUUGCAGGUGAAAUACUUUGCGUCACCAUUUUCACUCUGAGCUGGUGUGUGGGAGGUUACGUCUGCAUCGGAGAUAUUGCUUCGGAGCUGGACCUGCUCCAUCCUUCAGUGGGCUGAACCUCAGACAGUAAGAUACGCCGACUACGAGUGCCCUGACCGUGGGGCAUCGUUGGCACAAACAACAAACGUCUACUUUGUCGAUCAUACAGGCGUUUCGAUUUCACGUCGAAGCUUGCUAUGGCAAAUCUGGUUCGUCAAAGACAUCCGUUCAGACCACGUUAACCUUGCCUAGGUGUGCCUCCAAACCAUCUUCGCACGGUUCUGGGGCGUUUUGAAGCGCACUCAACUCUUACAUGCAUUCUUGGUGUUGUAAUAUCAUCUUGGAAAUAGUGCUUGAUUUCCUAGAACCGAGUUCUUUAUUUCUUCCAAUGGUUCUUACAGUCCUGAUCAUUACGUGGACGUUUUGUCAACAAGUAGCGAUGCCCACAUUUGACAGUAGAUAGAAGGACCCACUACCUGACGCCCUGUCUUAUAACUAACUGAAAAGUUGUCAUCCCGGGUCCCAGGGACCCAUACCCACACGAUUGGGGGGGGGGGGGGUUCUGCCAUGCCGCGCUGUUUUCAUUAUGGCUGAAACCGCAAGGCUCUUUUGAUUUUUUCCGUUAUCUUUCCUAGUUUGGCGGACGUGGCGCGCGCCGACCUAUGGAUGGUCAAGGCUAUCGUGGCCGAUGGGUUGGUGGUGGUAGUGGCGGUCCACCACGUUUCUCCGGUGACACCUUGGACAACGAGCACGACCACCAAGAUCAGAAACAGACGAGGCCCUCUGAUGGUGAAAUGUCCGGUGGCGAUCGUCGCGGCGGCAUGAAUAAGCGUCACCGUGGUUCUGGCAAUGCUGGCGGUCGUCGCGCACCUGCCUCUUCCUACUCAAAGGACGAGGCCGAAGUAAAUGGUGCCGGUUGCGAGGAAGAAGUCAACGGCAACGAGUCGGGAAAGAAUAGCAGCGGGUGAGCUUUGUCGGUUUGCUACUAUGCUCUCCCAUGUCUCAAACCGCCUGGGCGGCAUGUUGAUCUUUGAUGACGUAUCCGUAUCACGUAGGUUACCUCAAAAUGGGAAAGUACACAUGCGCCGUGUGUAUUAGCCUUGCUGUGUGUCUAUACCCCCAUUCCCCACAUCAGUCAAAUGACCGGCUCGGACAGUGACUGAGGCAUGUAAAUGGGAAGGGAGAGUGAGGUCGACGUGUCGGCGCAUUUUCCCCACUAUAAACUAUCUGACGCGCCUGAAGCUAUUACGGUGCGCUAAAAGCCGUAGCUUGGAAGGUUGCCAACUGACGGGAUAACUUGGAUCUCGCAGUCGACCCAGUGUUGUGUCUGCUGGUGUGGAGUGGCCGGCUGGUGGUCUGAGAGUCAGCCUGCAAUGGCUCCUUAUUAGUGUGACCCUUAUGGCGCAUCCACCGCGUGGGAUCCGAGCCGGGUAUGGCGGCACGCCUAGGUGCGGCUUCGGCCGUGUCAGCCCCCACUCUUUCGUCGUUGUUGGUCAAAAACCUGGUUAUCUGUUGUGUGGACCAGGGGUGUGGAGUGGAAAACCAAAGCGCGGGCUCGACUGUGCCAUCCACUUGCGCUCCCUCCGUCGCCAGCCUUCUUGACUCUGUCUUGACACCGGGUCCAGGUGGGCGAGGAGAAGGGAGUGCAGUAGACGCUGCGCAAGUCACUGUCUCUGCUCUCACCUUGCUGUCCUGCAUACGGUGGAGAUCGUCUAACUCAGUGUCUACACCACAAUAAACUCAGAAACAGGGCCGACACUGCAUCUUAGUUUGACGUCUUCAGUUUUUAGCAUUUUCCGCUACGUGUAAUUGGCGCUUUAUUAAUUAGUGGCUUCUGAUGACUGCUUGAUGUUUCAUGUCCAUCUUUCACCCUGAGUUAUUGUCCAAAUCAAGUCGAAAAGGGCGACAAGGCGGUGCAGUCCUCCUGAGCAUGACCUACACCGAACCCAAUAAUGGUUCCCCCUCCGCAUGUCAGUCUCUUGGGGUGAUCGGUAACAUAGUAAAUCAAAAUACUGUUAUCGGCAAGAAAUUAACCUUGGUGGACGUUCGUGCUUCCUGCGUCCGUUUGUUUGCCUUUCAGUAAAAAUCGAGCGAUGACUUCUGUUGUCUAUAAGGGAAAAUCACUUAUUUUGUUUGACAAACAUGGCAUGAUAAAGUACACUUGCAUGAAAAAAACGAGCAUCCGGGCGUCCUCGAACGGAAUGCUAUCCUGCUCAACUUCACUAGGAGUCUCACUUGCUCCUCCGCUGGAACAGGACAGAUCAGAGGGGGUGUUGCUACCGACAACAUGGAUACUAUUCUACUCACUGACCUAAUUAUUCGGGUUCUUCUUGAUCUCCCUUUCAGGCAUACUGUGGAGCAAUCAAAGUCCGAGAAAGCUGAAGCCGCCGUGCCGGUCGCUACUGGAGAAGCUGCGUCUGUUGAAGGUCAGGCCGUGGAGGGUGCUAAGAGCAAUCCCCGUCGCAAAUCACAGAAGAAGUAA
Messenger RNA from Spirometra erinaceieuropaei, 4538 nucleotides. The record is from the annotation of a GenBank genome assembly. NCBI's taxonomy places the organism in Eukaryota, Metazoa, Platyhelminthes, Cestoda, Diphyllobothriidea, Diphyllobothriidae.